Messenger RNA from Cuscuta epithymum, 1994 nucleotides. Lineage: Eukaryota; Viridiplantae; Streptophyta; Magnoliopsida; Solanales; Convolvulaceae. The record is from the annotation of a GenBank genome assembly.
AAUUAUUAUACAUGCACAAGACAACCUCAUCAUUAUACAUGAAAUAUACGUAAAAUUCUCUCUCUAAAACAGAAUAAAAGAAUCAGGCCAGCAGCUGUUUGUUGGGGGAGUACUCCCAUAAACCACUACCAGAAUCCACCAAUUCCUGUGAUCAAAUUUGUUACAAAACCCUAAACUUUCUGCUUUUUUUAAUCUUCUUAGUCCUUGCACAAACACUCUCUCACCAUCCCCUAUUUUCUUUCAUUUCUGGCAUUUUUCCUUAAUUGGGUUGUAUUUAUAGUCUUUAUUAUCGUAUAUAUUCGUAUAAGCGAGCGGAUGAAGUGAUAAAAUUUCAGAUAUAUUUUACCUAAAUCGGAAGAGCCUCAGCAAAUUGUUUUUGAUAUAUCCAUCAAGAUUUGAGUUUUUUGAGGAAUUGAGCAAAGGGUCUGUGUUUUGAUUCAUCUGUUUUUAAUCCCUUCAAUAAAUUUUGAAUCUUUGUUGCAUCUGGGCUUUGAUUCAAUGGCAACUGGUCCUGAGGUGCUUGUUGAGCCAACAAUGGUGGAGUCACCUGUUCUUGAGAAUUUUUCUGCAUCAGCAAACGCCGAUGCUGCUUCCAGCAUAGUUUCUGAUGCUGGUUCUGACGUCAGCAUCAAUGUGAAAUCGGAGUCUCCGAUGAACGGGGAUAAGGACUCUGGUUCAGAUUCGAACUCGAAAUCCGAGUAUCAAAUGCAGGAUAUAAUUGUGGAUAUGUUUAAGACUUUGAAGCUGAACCCCAUGGCAAAAGAGUUUUUCCCUUCUUCAUAUAUCCGCGAGGAUGGGAUCAGCAAUUUUAUGACAGCUAAUAAGACUUUUGUGACUGAUGCUUUGCGAAGUAACAGAAGGAGAGGAAACAGCUAUAAUCAGGGAAGGAACAACAGAAUAAACAAUAGAGCUUCUAAAGCUCAAAGAGAAGAUAGCAUUAGGCGAACUGUCUAUGUUUCUGACAUUGAUCACAAUGUCACAGAAGAGCAGCUUGCUGGCUUAUUUAGUGCGUAUGGGCAAGUUGUUGACUGUCGAGUUUGUGGUGAUCCACACUCUCAUCUGCGCUUUGCUUUUGUGGAAUUUGCUGAUGAAUACUCUGCCAGAGCAUCUCUUUCCCUCACUGGUACCAUACUAGGGUUUUCCCAGCUGAAGGUCCUACCUUCCAAAACGGCUAUCCUUCCUGUCAAUCCCACAUUUCUUCCCAGGUCCGAAGAUGAACGAGAGAUGUGUGCGAGGACAGUAUACUGUACAAAUAUAGAUAAGAAGGUAUCUCAAGCUGAUGUCAAGAUUUUUUUUGAAACAAGAUGUGGUGAGGUUUCUCGUCUGAGGCUUCUGGGUGAUCAAGUGCAUUCAACCCGUAUAGCUUUUGUUGAGUUUGUCAUGGCUGAGAGUGCAAUUAUGGCAUUGGACUGUUGUGGUGAGGUGCUGGGGUCACAGCGUAUCAGGGUUAGUCCUUCAAAGACACCCGUGAGACCUCGAGUUGCUCGGGCUGGUAUGCAUUAGACCAUCCAUGGUGCCCCCCAAGGUCUUGAAGGCUUUUUGCACAAAGGACUCUUUGGAAGAGAUAGAUUUUCGUUUUGCUAUGAAAGUUGAAACAGAACUUUUUGUUUCAGUAAUUUUCAUCUUUGUUUCUGGUAACCUUAUUUAUCUCUUUCUUCUACAUUCUACUGAUGAAUUGCCAAGUUUUUUUUUCUUUUUGUAGCUGAAGUUUACAAUCAGUAAUUGCUGUGCUGUUAAAAAUGUAUUGGCAACCAGCAAUGAUUUGAUGUUUUUCGGCUUUACUUCCCUAAGUUUUCUAUUCUAUUCUUUUCGCCAUGCUAUAAAUGUUAUGGUUGUUCAUUGGAAAGUUUCCAAGUCUAUUAGCUUUAAUUGUUUUCAGUGCCCCUUGAGUUGUAACUGACUCUUGUGGAAGCUUGUGAAUCCCUUAUUACAAUUUACAUUCAUUAAUAGUACUACCCGUUCCAUAUGGGAUGUCUUAUAUGACUCGGUUAAUU